This is a messenger RNA of Adineta ricciae, 1563 nucleotides long. NCBI's taxonomy places the organism in Eukaryota, Metazoa, Rotifera, Eurotatoria, Adinetida, Adinetidae. The record is from the annotation of a GenBank genome assembly.
AUGGCAAGUAGUCGGAGUGAAAUAUCCGAGUGUUUAUACAAUGUCGAUCUUUGGGAUAAACUUGACAUUCAUCUUGGUUCUUAUGUCAAGUCUCCAUUACAACUGCGUUACGUCAGCUCGAAGACAGCGGUUAUAGGUCGAGCAUUACGUCAUGCUGUUGUUGACUUACUUGGCAAUGUCAUAAAUAACACGCGACAACAUGUUGAAAACGAAACAACGGUUAUUGGUACCGAACAUCGAGUCUGUCAUUCUCGAUGUUAUACAUUGAAAAUUCGAGAUGAUGAAAAUCUGUACGCUGGUGCUGAUGAAAACUGCGAUGACGAUGAUGAACUCAAAGUUGAAAUAAGUUCUCUAGCACCAAAUGUCUUUUCUCAGUUACGUGAAGAUAUUGGCAUACCAAAUGAUGACUUCCGUCGAUCGUUUUCUGAUCAUCAUUUGAAAGAUUUCACCAAUCCAGGGAAAAGCGGUUCGCUAAUGUAUAAAACAUUCGAUGAUUUGUUUCUUUUGAAAACUCUACGCGAUUACGAAGCACGAUUGUUAAUGCAGAUUCUCUCCGGUUAUCAUUUUCAAUUGACCAGUCGUCCAACGAUAUUCAAUCGCUACGUUGGCUUGUAUCGUUUGAACAUCGAAACGUCAUUUUCAUCAAUCGAACUUUAUGUCACGAUCAUGGCAAACGCAUUUACGCCAUCACUGAAAAUCAAUGAAAUAUUCGAUUUGAAAGGCUCGAAGAUUAAACGAAGAUUAGCCGGAGAUUUAUCUGUCGAGAAACUAUGCAAAUUGAAAGAUAUGGAUUUUAUGGAUUUGUAUCCGGCAGGCAUCCGCAUUCCAACGAAUGUUUACGAAAAACUAAAACUUGUCGUUGCUAAUGAUGCGAAAGUCUUGAAAAAGUUGAAUAUCACCGACUUUUCCCUAGUUCUUGGAAUCAGACAUAUAGAUAUGUCGGAAACUCAAAUGAUCGAACGACGGCCUACAUCAGGUGUUGCCGCCCUUCUUCGAAUGAGUACAAGUCUGGCAUUGAUGCACGUGGCGAAACCAGCGUCGACUUCUGCAUCGUCAAAAUCAACUGAUAGUCUAGCCGAACAGUCAACAUCAUACUUAAAACCACUGGCAAUGCUCGAUGCUUGCAUUGAUACAAAUUUAUAUUACAACAACGAUUCUGUAGCGUAUGCAAGCUUACCAAUUCCGGGAAUAAUCAAUAAAAGCAACCAACGCGUGUAUAUUUAUUUGGCAUUUGUGGAUAUGCUUCAAACAUUUGAUAAUUUUAAACUGAUUGAUCAAACUUUUCGACGAAUAACAGAUCCCAAUCGACAUUUGGAAUAUUCAGUCAUCGAACCUGACGAUUACGAAAAACGAAUCAAUCAAUUCUUAUUCGAACAUGUUUUUAUCGAUGCGAAAGAUGAUUUUCCAUGGGCAAUAACAGAUGUCAGUAAACCAGUUGCAAAAAUCAACAAUACUGAAACAUGUGGAAACCGAACAUUCACUGAACAACAGAACUUCACAAAAAGACGUUCACAUUCCACCGAACAUGAAAACUCGAGUUCUGUUUUAGAAUUUCGACUUUGA